Anoplophora glabripennis (Asian longhorned beetle) is the source of this 2260-nucleotide messenger RNA. Its product is annotated as zinc finger Y-chromosomal protein-like. Gene Ontology annotation, biological process: regulation of transcription by RNA polymerase II. The record is from RefSeq and is a predicted model, not a curated record. Gene Ontology annotation, molecular function: DNA-binding transcription factor activity, RNA polymerase II-specific; zinc ion binding; RNA polymerase II transcription regulatory region sequence-specific DNA binding. The coding region runs from base 166 to 1809 and encodes 547 amino acids. The transcript is spliced from 4 exons. NCBI's taxonomy places the organism in Eukaryota, Metazoa, Arthropoda, Insecta, Coleoptera, Cerambycidae. Gene Ontology annotation, cellular component: nucleus.
GUAGGAUAAUUCUGGUCCAUUUACGAUAAUUUUAGGCGGCGGUUACUAUAUUUGCCUCGCUUCAGGUUGUGAACAUUGCCUUCCAUUUUCCAUCCAAUGAUUUAAUUGAGGUUAAACAACGGGCACAAGUCACGAUUGUAUAUUUACAUUUCAAAGGAAAUUGUCAUGACUGGUGUUCAAGAAGAAAUUCCCUGUAGGCUUUGCCUUAAAACUGUUAUCGUUAAAAGUUUUGAAGUAAUAGAAAACGUUAUUAGAGAUAUUCUGGAUGUUCUUUUGCUGAAACUGAAAUUCGAUGAUGAGAGCAAAGAUGUUAUAUGUAACGUUUGCAGAAGAAAAUUAUAUGCGGCAUUCGAAUUCAAGUCAACAUGUCUGAAUACUGAUAGCACAAUUAUUCCACAUGUCGAUUGCGAAAAAAUGUUACAGCUCGACAUAAGGGAAGUGUACAGGAAGGAAAAGAGGAACGAGUCAAUUUCAGAUGGUCGGAAAAUAUGUCGAUUGUGUAUGAACUUAGUAAAAAGUGAGUUUAGGUGCAUUUGUGAAGAGGAACUUGAAGCUAUCGAGAAAUUGGCUCCUGAAAUGAAUAUAAAUAUCAUCAAAGAUCCCGUUGUAUGUAAGGAAUGUUUUGAUUCCCUGUGUACCCAUAACAGUUUCCUUAGAGAAUGCUUAGAAGUAGAGGAAAAAAUAAGAGGUCUUUAUGAUAAUUCAACCACAGAAAGUCGAAUAGAUACAUUACCAUCUGAGGUAUUUAUUAAGAUUGAAAAGUUGGACAAAGAAUUUGAUGUUAGCGAGAUGGAAAUGUCGGUCAAAACUGAAUGUGUUGACAUAAAAUCUGAAGAUGGGGAAAGAAGCGACGCGCUACUACAGAGCUCCCAUAAUGAAUCAUUCCAGAAGAGUUAUUGUAAAGAUGCGGAAAAGGAUGGAUGUAAACUUGAGUAUGGAUCAGCAAACAAAUGUAAUAUGCAAGCCAAGCAGAAGCGCAAUGUGUUGUAUAGAUGCGAUAAAAGUAUUUACAAAACUGGAAGUGAGAUCCGUUCUAGGGCACAUUGUGGGAGACACAAGAAAGACUCAGAAGUAUACAAGUGCCAAACAUGCCAGUUUGAAACUGAAAAUAAGAAAUUACUUCAAAGGCACCAAUUGAGGCAUAAAGAUCCCUCGCAUGUCCAGAAGUACAAGUGUAACGACUGCGAUUUCGAAACUAAAUACAAAGGUUAUAUCAAACGGCACCAGAUGAAACAUAAAGAUCCUUCACAGGUUCAAAUGUACAAGUGUAAAGACUGUGAUUACGAAACUAAAUACAAAGAAUGUAUCAAAAAGCAUCAAUUGAUACAUAAAGAUCCCUCACAGGUGCAAAUAUACAGAUGUAACGACUGCAAUUUCCAAACUAAAUACAAGGGUGAUAUCAGACGGCACCUGCUGAAACAUAGAGAUCCUUCACAAGUCCAAAUGUACAAGUGUAACGAUUGCAAUUACAAAACUGCCCACAAGAAUCAUAUCAAACAGCACGAACUAAAGCAUAAAGAUCCUUCACAGGUUCAAAUGUUCAGGUGUACUGACUGCAGUUACAAAACUAAACACAGCAAACAUAUCAAACGACACCAACUGAAACAUAAAGAUCAUUCACAGGUGCAAAUGUACAGGUGUAACGACUGUGAUUACAAAAGUAAAUACAAGUCUGCUGUGAAAAGGCACCUACUGCAACAUAAAGGUAUUUUGCAAGUUCAAAUGUACAGGUGUAGCGACUGCAAUUACGAAACUAAAUACAAGAGCGGUAUUAAAUAUCACGUGUUGAAGCAUAAAGAACAUUCUUAAAUCAGAAUGUACCUGUUUGCUUUGCUAACAACCGAGCAUAAGGAGUCUUUGAGAAGACCUCAGUCCAUACCCAAAAUACAUAUGCAGGUGUGAAUUAUCACCCAUCGAAGUACAAAAUAUAGUCAAAAUUUGAAGCACUUAAAACUGACCGUUGUAAAUAUUACAUCGAUUGUGAAUAUGUAAUUAUGAAGGAAAACGUAACGCUGACGUGGAAAACAUGUUGAAACAUAAAAAUCUGACAGAAACGGAGAAUGACAAGUGAUUUUAGACUAGUAUUUGUAGAUAUUCCUAAUACCUACUUACCUGCUCUGUCUACAUUUAGAAAUUUUUCUAGAAAAAAGUUAGGAACAAUAAAGUUUAACGCAAAAUAAAUAUGCAUUAUUUCUUUUAUGGAAAACUGUUUAGAACUGCUGACAUUACUGUUGUAUUUACCGGUUGAGAAAUCAGCUAU